Molecule: messenger RNA, 1746 nt
Organism: Pedinophyceae sp. YPF-701
Lineage: Eukaryota; Viridiplantae; Chlorophyta; Pedinophyceae
Source: the annotation of a GenBank genome assembly
AUGCACGCCUCCGCCAGGCUGUGCGCGCACCUGAGUGGCACGACUCGUGCACGCGCGGCGACGGCCGGACGCGUCGGCAGGAGGACCCCGAGGGAGGUCGCUCAAGCCAAGCGCGGCAGGCCGGUGGCGCGGAAACCGCCGCCCGAGGAGGAGGGCGGACACAAUGGGAAUGUUGGUGACGCGAUCGCUCCAGAGGCCGUCGUCGGAAAGGAUAUCCGGCUGAACGUGGACGAAGACGCGGGCUUCACCAUCAUGCGUACCACGACGGACUGUACGAUGAACAUCGACUGCCUGUCGUCGACUGACCAGGAGGCCAACAACGGCCGCGGUCGCUUCACCGUCCUGGAGGUCCCCACCCUGCGCGACCAGCUCGUGAGCCUCAGCAGCGACAUCCACGACUCGGAGGUCCCGCGCAGCAACCCGCUUCUCGACGGCAGGGUGUACUCGGGCCACUUCAUACGAGAGUGCCUCCGCGACGACUCGGAUCUGCUUGAAAUCAGCUCGAUUCACACGCCGGGCAUCGCGCGUGUGCUGCGGCGCCGACGUAUCCCCGCCGAUCCGCUCCGCGACGCCGUAAACGUGUACGCGCACCGCGCGGGCCCCCGCGAGUGGGUGUACUGGGACCCCCCCCGGGUGAAGGCCGCCGUCCUGACCGCGGACGGGCUGUGCCCCGGAACGAACGUGGCGGUGCGGGAGAUCGUGAGAACGCUGGCGGACUACGGCGUGCGCGACGGCAUGGUCCGCGGGAUCCCGUUCGGCUUCAAGGGCCUCGCGACGCGCACGUGCCAGCGGGAGGACCUUUGCCACUUCCCGCUGCGGGUGGAGGAUGUGCGGGGCGCGGGGGCGCAGGGCGGGUCCCUCUUGGGGUCCUCGCGGGUGCCGGACGACCCCGACCCGGCUGUCCUGAAGCAGAUGGUGAAGAACAUCGACAUCUGGGGUCUGGACCACCUGUACAUCAUCGCGGGCCGGUCCGGGUGCCGCCUCGCCGCCCGGCUCGCCGAGGAGCUGCACCGCCGCGAGGUCGUGUGCGCGGUCAUCACCGUCCCGAAGACCGUCGACAACUGCAUGCCGCUUCUCGACCGCACGUUUGGUUUCGACUCGGCCGUCCAGGCGGCGCAGGACGCGCUGCGGGCCGCGGACGUGGAGGCGAGCAGCGGGCUGGACGGGAUCGGGAUCGUCAAGGUCAUGGGCAAGGACUCAGGCUUCAUCGCCAGUCAGGCGAGCUUGAGUUCGGGCCUCGUGGACCUCUGCCUCAUCCCAGAAGUCCCGGCGAACCUCCACGGCCCGAACGGCGUCUUCCAGCACCUCAGGAAGAUCCUACACGACAACGGCCACGCCGUGAUCUGCCUGUCCGAGGGCUGCGGCCCCAACUUCACGGACUCGGACUUCGAUCCAGAGCGGCGCAACAGCACGGGCGACAAGCCGGACGUCGGCGUGUGGCUGCGCAACCAGAUCAAGAAGGAGUUCCCGCAGUCGGACGUCAAGUACAUCGACCCGACCUACAUGAUCCGGUCCCAGCUGCCGUGCCCGUCGGACCACGGCGUGUGCACCGUCAUGGGCACCAACGCCGUGCACGGCGCGUUCGCGGGGUACACCAACCUGGCGGUGGGGCUCGUCAACACGCACUACGCGUUCCUGCCCAUCUCGACCAUCACGGGCACGACGCGCAAGGUCAGCACGGAGGGCAAGCUCUGGUCGCGCCUGUGCGCGUCGAUUCAGCAGCCCAACUUUGCCAUCUCGGAGUGA